Columba livia (rock pigeon) is the source of this 2719-nucleotide messenger RNA. RefSeq lists its product as uncharacterized. The transcript has 5 exons. Bases 1 to 2517 code for a protein of 838 amino acids. The record is from RefSeq and is a predicted model, not a curated record. Lineage: Eukaryota; Metazoa; Chordata; Aves; Columbiformes; Columbidae.
AUGCCCAUGGACAAGAAGGCAAACACCCAAUCCAAGCCCUUCAGGCUGCCGCCCUUAGUGAACAGGCCACAGGUUGACCACAACCAGAGCCAGGCAGCGCCGCAGGGCAGCCAGCCCCAGGUCUUGUCCGGUCAUGGGGUCAGGCUGCCACCGCUCGCCUGCCCAGAGAGCUCGCAGGCUGCUGGGAGCCACCACACACAGGUAGAGAGCCCGAGGAACAUGGAGCCGAACAACUUCCCGACCCCAGGAGCUGCCGACGAGCAGAUGGACGGCCAGGCACACAGCAGGGAGCCCUGCAACCCAGCGGAACUGCCCUGCACGAGCGUGCCCCGGGACAAGACAGCCCAUCUGCCAGCCCUGCCGCCUCUCCACAGGCCCGCAGCGGCACCCGGACCCGCACGCACAGCUUGGCCACCGGCACCUGCCAGGCCCUGCUGCAGGCUGUCUCCUCUGCCAGCAGCACCUUCUGCACCUGUGAAGGAUACAGCCAGGUGCGACAUUGUCACUGGAAGCCAGGGACUUGGCCCGCAGCUGGUGCAGACAGCAGGGAGGACUGUCCUGCAAGCACCAGAGGACAAAACAGUGGCCUUGGUGAACAAGGAAGAACGGGAAGAUGAGAGAAGCAAAGAGAGGUCCCAAUUGGAAGACAUCACCAUCCGCACCAUCUGGGUCAGCCCCUCGCUCCAAGACUGCUUCCAGGGCCCCCAUGCACAUCCCCAGGAAGGGUCUGACUGCCCCAGCAGCCCAGGCACAGAGGUGGAACCAGGGGCAGAGAACCCGGCACCCGCCCAGCACAGCCCCACAGCCGACAAUGUAGCUCUGUCGGUUGCUGUCAAGUGCAUCGUCAGUGAGGUUGUGCACAAGGUUCUCACUGGGCACCAGGGACCCAGCCAACAGCCAGCAGUGAAAGCAGGGAAGACCAUCCUGCAAGUUCCUGAAGACAAGCCAGAAGCCUUGGCCAAGAAGGAAAUCUGGGAAGAUGAGAGCAGCAAAGAGUGCUCCCAACAGGAAAAUGACAGCAUCCACACCAUCUGGGUCAGCCCCUCGGUCAUCGAGCACGACCAGGAUGCCCGUGCAAAUCCCCAGGAGGUGUCUGCCUUGGCCAGCACGAUGAACACAGAGGCAGCACUAGAGGCAGAGAGCCAGGCUCCUGCCCAGCACAGCCCCACAGCUGACAAUGUAGCUCUGUCGGAUGCUGUCAAGCGCAUCGUCAGUGAGGUUGCACACAAGGCUUUCACUGGGCACCAGGGACCCAGCCAACAGCCAGCAGUGAAAGCAGGGAAGAUCGUCCCGCAAGUUCCUGAAGACAAGCCAGAAGCCUUGGCCAAGAGGGAAAUCUGGGAAGAUGAGAGGAGCAAAGAGUGCUCCCAACAGGAAAUCAACAGCAUCCACACCAUCUGGGCCAGCCCCUCGGUCAUGGAGCACGACCAGGUUGCCCGUGCAGGUCCCCAGGAGGUGUCUGCCUUGGCCAGCAUGAUGAAAACAGAGGCGGCACCUGAGGCAAAGAGCCAGGCUCCUGCCCAGCACAGCCCCACAGCCAAUGAUGUGGCUAUGUCAGAUGUUGUCAAGAAAAUGGUCAGUGAGGUCGGGCACAAAGUUCUCACUGAGCGCCGGGGACCCAUCCAACACGCAGCAGUGAAAGCAGGGAAGGCUGUCCUGCAAGUUCCUGAAGAUGAGCCAGAAGCUUUGGCCACGAGGGAAAUCUGGGAAGAUGAGAGCAGGGAAGAGUGCUCCCAAGGGGAAAACGAAAGCAUCCACAUCAUCUGGGUCAUGGAGCACGACCAGGAUGCCAAUGAAGGUGGCCAGGAGAUGCUCCGCUGGCCCAGCACAAUGGGCACAGAAGUGGCACCAGCGGCAGAGAGCUCGGCUCCUGCCCCGCACAUGCCCACAGCCAACAACACAGCUCUGUGGGACACAGUCCAGCGCAUGGUCAAUGAGGCCGUGUGCAGGGCUGUGGCCCAAGGAAUCGUCCAGCAGCCAACGGAACAGCGGGACCUUGCUCAAAGCAUGGAUGUGGAAACGGCAGCACCAACGACUGCAGGACUUGAAGCCACAGAGUCUCCCUUGGCUGGGCAGCCUGAGGAAGAGGCCAGCACAGCCCCUCUUGUCCCAGCUGCACAUAAUGAAGGGGAAAACAUGGUUUCUCCCAUGUCUGGAGACUAUCGAGAAGGGGCCAUGGUCAGCCUGGUAGCGCCUGAGGAAGAUGCGGCUUCUUCACUGCCUCAACAGCCUCCGGCAGACGCUGGCACACUCAAUCUUGCGCCAGCAGCAGACGACAAAGGACAUGCAGUGGCUUCUCCCUUGGCUCGGGACCUUCCGCAUCAGGUGGCCUCCCACCACAGAUGUGACACACAGCCCUGCUGCAGCUGCAGGGACGUGCCCGAGGAUGGCCAAGGCGUCAGCAGCCUCCCACACGCCCCUGCUCAACAGCAACAGCCUUCCCUGUUCAGGAGGGCGCUUCGGGCUCCGUGCAGGGCUUUCUGUUGUAGCUGCACUGUGGGAGAGCAAGAGGAUUAGAGCCCAGUUGCCAGUGCCAGACAGGUCCCCAGAGAUGGCAGCUGGUCCUAAGCCUGCCAGCAUCCACAGUGAACGGCUCAGGGCAGCACGUGAUAGAUGGGUGCAUGGACGGCAACCGCGACAUUCACCUGCCCUGAGGACGUGGUGCUGCUGGGCUCUCCUCAGCCUUGGACACUUUCUGCAGCCAAUAAAGAUUGCAGUU